GGGCCUGGUGGAUUGUGAGUCAGUGCCACAGAAGCCACUCCCUCCCUCCCCUUGCUGACUCCUUAUCUUCAAGACCCUGGUUGGGGGAAGGGGGGCACACACACACCUUCCACCACCAACAUCUCUCUACUGCCCAGAGCUACACAUUUUAUACUAAAGUCCUUGAAAGCCUUGAGGACAGCCUUGCCUUGGACUUUUCAGUCUCCAGCUUAUUUUCCUUUCAUCACAGGGAGGAAGCGCCCCUCAACACCUUGAUGAUGAUCCAGUUGAUAGCCACACCUUCAAAUGCCCUUGUGGAUGAGCCUGUGUCCAUUCGAGCAACAGGCCUGCCUCCAUCGCAGAUAGUGACCAUCAAGGCAACAGUGAAAGAUGAAAAUGACAAUGUGUUCCAAUCCCAAGCCUUCUACAAGACUAACGAGGCUGGUGAGGUGGACCUGGAGAAGACACCGGCUUUGGGGGGUGACUAUGUAGGGGUCCACCCAAUGGGCCUCUUUUUCUCUCUGAAACCCAAGAAGGCUUUCCAUAGGCUGAUGAAGAAAGAUGUGAUGAACAGCCCCCUUUGCAUCUGUUUGGACCUGUACGACUCUGUUAACUGGCUAGAAACAGUCAGGAUUCCAUCCAAGGCCAGCCAGAGAGUGCAGCGCUGGUUUGUUGGCCCUGGGGUUAAGCGGGAACAGAUUCAAGAAGGUCGGGUUCGGGGAGCCCUUUUUCUCCCUCCAGGGAAAGGUCCUUUCCCAGGAAUUAUUGAUUUGUUUGGUCUCAUUGGGGGUCUAGUUGAAUUUCGUGCAAGUCUUUUGGCAUCCCACGGCUUUGCUGUGCUGGCAUUGGCAUAUUUUGCCUAUGAAGACCUGCCUGAGAAACCACAAGAGGUGGACUUGGAGUAUUUUGAAGAAGCUGCUAACUUCCUACUAUCUCACCCCAAGAUCCAACAGCCAGGAAUUGGUGUGAUCUCCACGAGCAAAGGAGCAGAGAUUGGGCUAGCUAUGGCCUGUUACCUGAAGCAGGCUUUAGCUGCCUGUACUCUACUGCUGCUGCUGUUCUUCGUGAUCGUCUCAUGGUACUGGCAUCUCCAAAAAACUGCAUGACAUCUUCAAUCUUGGGCCAUCAAUUACAACUGAGGCUGCCCCUUCACCAAUGGCCUCCAUCACCUCUCAUAGUGCCAAGCCUCAGCCACUCUUCAUGACCCCUUCAUGCCUUCAGCCACCUGGGUGACUCUUACAAAUUACCAAGUCCUGCUGCAGCAUGAAGUAAAACCUUGGUUAUCUCUGGAACACAGCUUCUGUGCUCUCUGAAAACACUUCCCAGAAGACUUUCACCUCAGUGAUGCUGGUCUUUUCUUAAUCACAGCUAAUUUCUUAGCUCCAGCUAACCAGCAUCAAUAGUCCCAGUAAUGCAAGGUUUUCACUUUAGUAGUUCUGGUAUCGUGUUAAUCACGGCCAAUUCUUCAGCCCCAGCUAACCAGAACCACAAAAUCUUCACAAUCAAAAUAGCAAUGGCCCUGAAAAGAGUCUUUAAUCUUCCCUCUGAAAUUUCACAAGCCAGGCCUCCAUCUUCUGCACUGUUCUCAACAUUAUCUUCCAAGCUCCUAUACAACAUCUCACAGAGCCCUUAACACCGAAUGGAUCUUCUAGCCAAAAGUUCCAAAGUCCUUCCACAGUCCUCCCAAAACAUGGCCACAUUGUCACAGGAAUGCCCUACUAUGCUGGUACCAAUUUGUCUUAGUCAGGGUAUCUAUUCCUGGACAAAACAUCAUGACUAAGAAGCAGUUGCGGAGGAAGGGGUUUAUUCAUCUUACAAUUUCCACAUUGCUGUUUAUCACCAAAGGAUGUCAGGACUGAAACUCAAGCAAGCCAGUAAGUAACAUCCCUCCGUGGCCUCUGCAUCAGCUCCUGCUUCCUGACCUGCAAUUGUACAAAGGGCAUCUCACAUUUUCAGGUUUUGUCCUGCCUUCCAAUCUCUUGACAAAUUCAAGGGGCUACAAUAAAAUAUACAGUGGGUCUUGGAUUCUUCAUUAAGACAUGUUUUAAGAAGUUUUGUAGACACACUCUAAACAGAAUGAAUAAAUAACACCCACACACUGCAA
Messenger RNA from Mus musculus (house mouse), 2083 nucleotides. It is a transcript of the gene Acnat2, whose product is annotated as acyl-coenzyme A amino acid N-acyltransferase 2. Gene Ontology annotation, biological process: acyl-CoA metabolic process. The transcript is spliced from 4 exons. NCBI's taxonomy places the organism in Eukaryota, Metazoa, Chordata, Mammalia, Rodentia, Muridae. The record is from RefSeq and is a predicted model, not a curated record. Gene Ontology annotation, cellular component: peroxisome; cytoplasm. Gene Ontology annotation, molecular function: thiolester hydrolase activity. The coding region runs from base 255 to 1085 and encodes 276 amino acids.